UCUGACUAAAAUGAUUCAUCCUCAGCUUCUCCAGAGCACUUCUAAUAGUGUUUUCACUGAGCUCUUGGACUACAGCACAGAAAGUAAAUUGUGGAAAUUAUCACUAUGAAAAAGAUGGACGGUGCUGCAAAAUGUGUGAGCCUGGAACUCAUAUGAAGGACUUUUGCUCUGAAACUCGGGAGACUGACUGCAGAGUCUGUCCGGAAGGGACUUAUGCAGACCACAUCCAUGCCUUUGGCAGCUGUAAGGAAUGCCCUUCAUGCCAGCAAGGGUUUGCCGAGAACUGUACCAAAACCACAAAGGGAAGCUGUCAGUGCCGACCUGGCUUCCUGUGCUCUGACAAGUCAUGCUCACUUUGUGAGGAAAACAAGUGCAGCACAGGAGAGGAGCCAAAGAAGAUAGAUUUGGGGAAUGGAAGCUAUUCUUAUAAAUGUGAAUUUAAAUGCCCUGGAAAUAAUUUCUUUGAUGCAAAAGAGGACACCUGCAAGCCAUGGACACCAUGCGGUGCAAAGGGACUUGUUGAAAAGAUUCCAGGAAACAAAACUCACGACGCUGUUUGUAUUGAUCCACAAGGAGAUGGCAGAGACUAUGCCAAUGCUCACUGGAUCAUGAGCAUUGGCUUUGUUUUUCUCUCCCUGGCCCUCUUUCUGUUUAUGUUUUACGCCUGCUCGAAGAACCUGAGAAGGAAGCAGAGGAACAAUGUUGCAAGUGAGAUUUCAGUCCAGGCGGUCUCGUCCAAAACCAGUGACUUCCACCUUUCAAAGGAGGAGAGCGGACUCAAGCUCAUCAUCCAGGAGGAAUUCAAGGACUGUUGCAGUUUGAGUCUUUUGGACUAACCACUUUUUCAUAAAGAGACAACUUGUUUGUUUUGAUAAGCAAUGACUACCACUGGAACACAUAUGUAUUAGUGUACACACCACAUUGAAUAUUUUGCAUUUUUUCCGGUUAAUGCAGCCACUUUCUGUGUGACAGACGAACUAGGACAGAAUUUAGAGACAAACAAAACUCUGAAAAGUCUGGUGAUUAUUUAUAUUUCAUCCUCCUAAUUUAAUACUUUGUAAAACCAAAGCCUUUGGGGUCUGUGUCUACCAAUUUCUCACAUCCAGAGACUGUGAAGAUCAGUUUUUAAGUCUUGCCUUAGAUUCGUAUUCCUGACCUAUUCUCAGUUGGUCAGUACUUUGACUAGGCAAUUCUGACACAUACAUUUGCUUUGAUAUAAAACUUUUACAUUGCAACUCUGGCUGUGUGUUUAUGGUUUUUGCAUAGGAAAGUGGAGCACUGCUCCAAUCUCUAGGUUUUUGUCCUGUGUUUAAUUUUGUAAUUAUUAGAAGUUAUCUGUAGCUAAAGGCAUGUUUUUUUCCAACCUAAACAUAUUUUUUGAUCAGUCCUACUAGAACAUAUCAAUUUAUGUGUCAAACAUAAAUGAAAUGUUGUUGUUUAAACGUUUAUCAACCCCAACUGUAUUUAAGUGUUAUGUUGAUUACAAGUCUUUGAUGUUUUGCUGAAGAAACAAAGGAGCUUGGUUAUUUAUAUUAAAUUAUUAUAUGUUUGUUAAAGCAUUUAAAAAACUUACAUGAGCUUUUAGAUAUCUCAGGUGUAAAAUUAAUAUAAUCAGAACUGGUCCUACUGGUCCCAGAACCAGUUCUUAUGUUCAGUUCUUAUGUUACAAGAAAUUGCUUAAACUUAUGUUUUAAUGAUUUUUAAAUCACAUUUUUUCUUAUGAUGUAAUAUUAUAUGAUGACAAAUGUUUUGGAAGACUUAAAUGGGAAACAACAAUAUAUGUGCAAGUUAAUUCCAAAUAACAGGAUCAUCAAAUCUGUUAUUUAAUUUAGUUAAUAGUUAUAAAUGGUGAAAAAUACACUGAAAUGUAUGAAUUAACUGUAAUUUAUUUGUGUUUUGUCAUAUUUUCUCUGUAUUCAUUAGCUGGCUGUAAGGGAAAUUAUAAUUUCAAGGCUCAUCAUACUUGAAAUUAUAGACUUCCCAAUGUCUGUAUGCCUUCAAAACAAUUGAAAUGGGACUGUUUUCUUUGUAUAUUUUUUCCAGCGUUAUGAAGUGUACUUUUUGUAUUUCUUAAAUAAAUAUUGAAAAUCAUA
This is a messenger RNA of Xiphophorus hellerii (green swordtail), 2093 nucleotides long. RefSeq names its product tumor necrosis factor receptor superfamily, member 18 (gene tnfrsf18). NCBI's taxonomy places the organism in Eukaryota, Metazoa, Chordata, Actinopteri, Cyprinodontiformes, Poeciliidae. Gene Ontology annotation, biological process: immune response-regulating cell surface receptor signaling pathway; immune response; apoptotic process. Gene Ontology annotation, molecular function: protein binding; transmembrane signaling receptor activity. Gene Ontology annotation, cellular component: membrane; CD40 receptor complex; external side of plasma membrane. The transcript has 7 exons. The record is from RefSeq and is a predicted model, not a curated record. The coding region runs from base 132 to 836 and encodes 234 amino acids.